GUUCUGAAUCGGAAGUGAGCCGAGGAAAGCCUUCCGGUGGAUCCGCAUUUCACGUGUUGGCCUCCCUGGAUUUGGCAGCAAUUGGAAAGCAGCUUCCGGGAUGAAGUUCGCCUAUAAGUUCUCCAACUUGUUGGGUACCGUCUACCGACGUGGAAACUUGAAUUUUACUCCUGAUGGAAAUUCUCUGAUCAGUCCUGUGGGAAACCGAAUUUCUCUCUUUGACUUGAAAAAUAACAAGUCUGAAACAUUACCUCUUGCAACCCGAUACAAUAUUGCAUGUGUGGGACUCUCUCCAGAUGGAAAUCUUGCUAUACUUGUUGACGAAGAGGGAGCUGCCGUACUUGUCAGCUUGAUAAGUAAAUCUGUUAUUCAUCAGUUCCAUUUUCAGAAACCUGUGCACAGUAUCUGCUUUUCUCCAGAUGGAAAGAAAUUUGUGGUCACGAAGGACAACGUGGCUAUGAUGUACCAUGCCCCUGGGAAGAAGAGAGAAUUCAAUGCAUUUGUACUUGACACUACUUAUUAUGGUGCAUAUGAUGAAACAACAUGCAUUGAUUGGACUGAUGAUUCUAAAUGUUUUGCAGUAGGCAGCAAGGAUAUGUCAACUUGGGUGUUUGGAGCAGAACGAUGGGCCAAUCUUAUUUAUUAUGUGCUAGGAGGUCAUAAGGAUGCCAUAGUAGCCUGUUUUUUUGAAGAAAAGAGCCUUGAUAUAUACACCCUCAGCCGAGAUGGAGCUUUGUGUAUUUGGCAGUGUGAUACGGAGCUAAGCGGUUUGAAACCUAGAUUGUCAAAAGACCAUUCUGAAGACAAUGGAGAAUCUGCAAUAGAUCUAGAUGAAGAGCUGACAGAGGAACAGAAGGGCAAAGAGGUCCAUGGAAAAGCCAGCACAAAUGACAAAGGGAGAACAGAGAAAGUGAAAUAUUCAUGUGCUGUCAAACACUUCUUCAACAAAGAGGGAGAUUUUAACACUCUGACAGCGGCAGCUUACCACAAGAAAAUCCAUCUGCUGAUCACUGGUUUUGCUUCUGGGAUAUUUCACCUUCAUGAGCUUCCAGAAUUUAAUCUCAUUCAUUCUUUAAGCAUUUCAGACCAGAGGAUUGCAUCUAUUUCUAUCAACAGCACAGGUGACUGGAUUGCUUUUGGAUGUGCAGGUUUGGGGCAACUCCUGGUGUGGGAAUGGCAAAGUGAGUCCUAUGUGUUGAAGCAGCAAGGUCAUUUCAACAGUAUGGUGUCACUUGCAUAUUCUCCGGAUGGGCAGUACUUAGUUACUGGAGGACAUGAUGGAAAAGUGAAGGUAUGGAAUACUACCAGUGGCUUCUGCUUUGUCACCUUUACAGAACACAGUAGUAGCAUAUCUGCAGUAACAUUUACCAGCUCUGGUUAUGUCAUUUUGAGUGCUUCCCUGGAUGGCACAGUGCGAGCUUUUGAUCUGCACAGAUACCGCAAUUUCCGCACCUUCACUUCUCCCCGACCCACCCAGUUCUCUUGCUUGGCUGUGGACUCUGGUGGCGAGAUUGUGUCAGCAGGUUCUCAGGACUCCUUUGAAAUAUUUGUGUGGUCUGUGAAGAGUGGACGGCUCUUAGAUGUCUUAGCUGGCCAUGAGGGCCCCAUCAGCAGUUUGUCUUUUAAUCCAAUGAAAUGUGUUCUAGCAAGUGCCUCUUGGGACAAAACAGUAAGAUUGUGGGAUAUGCUGGAUAGCUGGAGAACCAAGGAAACUCUCCAACUUAGCUCAGAUGUACUUGCUGUGGCUUUCCGUCCGGAUGGCAAGGAACUUGCUGUUGCUUCACUGGAUGGACAGAUCACUUUCUGGGAUCAUGAAAAUGCUAUGCAGACUGGAUCCAUUGUGGGGAGGCAUGAUCUGCAGAUGGGGAGAAAGGAACUGGACAAGAUAACUGCCAAGCAAGCAGCUAAGGGAAAAUCUUUUACUACUUUGUGUUACUCAGCUGAUGGGCAGUGUAUUCUGGCAGGAGGGUUGUCAAAGUUUGUUUGUAUUUAUCAUGUCAAGGAACAGAUUCUCAUCAAGAAAUUUGAAAUAUCUUGCAAUCUUUCCUUAGAUGCAAUGGAGGAAUAUUUGGAUCGCAGGAAAAUGACUGAAUUUGGCAGCAUGGCCUUAAUUGAUGAAGGAGGUGGAGACGAUGAAGGUGUUGCCAUCCCUCUUCCAGGAGUGAAAAGAGGUGACAUGAGUUCUCGAUCUUUUAAACCAGAAAUAAGAGUGACCUGUCUCAGCUUCUCUCCUACUGGACGAAGCUGGGCAGCAACCACCACCGAAGGCCUUCUCAUCUACUCUUUAGAUGCUGGCCUGAUCUUUGAUCCAUAUGACCUGGAAAUUGACAUCACUCCUAGUAAUAUUCGUAAAGUACUACUUCAGAAGGAGUUCACCAAAGCAAUUGUCAUGGCUUUCCGGCUGAAUGAAAAGAAGCUAAUUCAAGAGGUCUUGGAAUCUGUGCCAUAUAAUGAAAUUGAAGUAAUCUCCUCAUCACUUCCAGAAUUAUAUGUUGAAAAGUUACUAGAAUUUUUAGCAUCUUCCUUUGAGAAGUCUCGUCACUUGGAAUUCUACCUUAUCUGGACGCAGAAGUUGCUAAUGCUGCAUGGAUGCAAGUUAAAGGCAAGGUCUAAUAAAUUGCUGCCUACGGUUCAGUUUCUGCAGAGGAGUAUUCACCGUCACUUUGAAGAUCUCUCUAAACUUUGUGACUGGAAUUGUUACAACAUGAAAUAUAUACUGUCCAUUUCGCAACAGCGGGGUAUCAAACGUACAGCAGAAACAUCUGAAAAUGAUGAAGAUUUGGUGAACUUGGAGGACUCCAGUGACGACUCUCUUAUGGAGGAAUCGGCUGGGGUUUCAUAAAAAAGACUCAUUUUCUCUUUAAGAACUGUUUUCUGCAUGCAGCAGUAAUUUAAACAGUGGUAUUCACUGUGAACUGAACAGCCCUCAUAGUGGCUUAUUUCAUACAUGUGACUUCAGUGUGCAGCAGUACGAUUGAUAAUAAACAUUGAUCUCUCUCUCUCUCUCUCUCUCUCUCUCUCUCUCUCUCUCUCUCUCUCUCUCUCUUUUCCCUUCAGAUAAUGAGCUUGCUCAUUUUUCUGUAAAAUAACCUACUUAACAGAUAUUUUGUUAAUGCCAUUAAACUUCAGUCUUUUUGCUUUUUUUCUUUUUCUUUUUGCUUUUUUUGCUUUUAGAAUAAAACAGAGUUGGCAUUCAUGGUGCAGAUUGUCCCCAGUGUAAAUAGUAAACAUGUCUGCAUAUGUGCAGGAUUUCUGUGUGUCACAAUUGCCUAAAUGGCUUUUGGUAUAAAAUCACUUCUGUUCAAUUAAUCCAUUAUGAGAGUAAAUAAAUAUAAGGAACACUGAA
Messenger RNA from Anolis carolinensis (green anole), 3346 nucleotides. It is a transcript of the gene pwp2, whose product is annotated as PWP2 small subunit processome component. The record is from RefSeq and is a predicted model, not a curated record. Bases 101 to 2842 code for a protein of 913 amino acids. Gene Ontology annotation, biological process: maturation of SSU-rRNA from tricistronic rRNA transcript (SSU-rRNA, 5.8S rRNA, LSU-rRNA); ribosomal small subunit assembly. Gene Ontology annotation, cellular component: Pwp2p-containing subcomplex of 90S preribosome; small-subunit processome. NCBI's taxonomy places the organism in Eukaryota, Metazoa, Chordata, Lepidosauria, Squamata, Anolidae. The transcript has 21 exons. Gene Ontology annotation, molecular function: protein binding.